AGAGGUGAGUUCAAAACACUUUUGCGCAAUUUCCUCCUUGUGGUUUGUCUAACAAAAGUUGAACGCAAGAUGGAACAUUAAGUCAAUGAAACGAGUUCGAAACGUACACGGAAACAAACUUUUAGUUUCCGAUUCGGUUUAGGUAACUAACUAGCUUGGUGCGUUUGGGUUAGACUUAAUCCCCUAUAUAAGUUUAUCUAAAGCUACGUAGAUUUUUUAUCAUCACUUUUCUUCGACACUCUCCUUUAAUUAAUUAUUACUAUCUCUUUCUUCUAAUUCGUUCCAUCAAACACAUUCCCAUCCACCUGCGCGCGGCGACCGGAGAAUCAUCGGAUACCGACAAAAGAGAGAUGAAGAUUUCAGUGAAGACGUUGAAAGGGGACCGCUUCGAGAUUGAAGCGAGCCCGAACGACACCGUUGCUGAUGUGAAGAAACUCAUAGAAACAAGUCAGGGUUCAGAUAAAUUCCCGGCUGCCAAUCUGUUGCUUGUUCAACAGAUAACAGGAAAAUUUCUCGCCGACGAAACUACCCUGGAAGAUAACAACGCUGCAGAAUACCCUUGUUUCACCGUUUUGACGACCAUGAAUAGACCCGUUCCUGCAAUCACCGGUGGGACUAGUUCGGCGGUGCCGGAAACUCUUUCCCUCCAGAUUCAAGCUUUGUGGGCCAUCUUACGUACAAGACGAUCCUCAAAUCCUGCCGUCGAUUCUCAUGGAUCACGAAACAACAUGCCCGGAGUUGAUGCGGUCGGUUCGCCGGAAGCAUCACGGCGGCUUACCAGGCCUAACGAAUAAAGCCAAGGCCAAGGCGUAGUUGACGAGAUGAUGGGACAACAAGGGAUUUCUUCUUUCUUUUCUUUUUUCUUUUUUAUUUUUUAUUUUUCUAUGUGCUGAGUGAUUUUUUCUUAUUAUAUGCCAUUGUUAUUAUAUUCGGUUUUUAAUAAUUUGUAGUUAACAUGAACUUCUGUUUUGAUUUGGCAAACUUACAAAUUGAAUUACUCCAUUCGUGCCAAAAUAACUGGCUAAUUUGUAAGCUUUUAAUAAUUAAUAUGAGGUUUCUACUUCAAUCACCAUUAAAAAAAAUAUACCAGAACACCAUCUGAGCACCACGCAUGUACGUCAUAUAUGAAAGGAAGCCAGUGUAUUCUAAUUAACUAUGCAACAGAAUAUUGAACUUUAUAUCUUCAUGGACCGCAUUUGUUUUUCAACAC
This is a messenger RNA of Oldenlandia corymbosa var. corymbosa, 1210 nucleotides long. Lineage: Eukaryota; Viridiplantae; Streptophyta; Magnoliopsida; Gentianales; Rubiaceae. The record is from the annotation of a GenBank genome assembly.